This is a messenger RNA of Drosophila subobscura, 1194 nucleotides long. Its product is annotated as 23 kDa integral membrane protein. Gene Ontology annotation, cellular component: membrane. The record is from RefSeq and is a predicted model, not a curated record. Lineage: Eukaryota; Metazoa; Arthropoda; Insecta; Diptera; Drosophilidae.
AUGGACUGCGGAACAUCUCUGGCCAAAUACAUACUCUUCAUAUUCAAUACCAUUGUGUCGGUUAUCGGCAUUCUGAGCAUUGUCUAUGGCGUGCUUAUCCUGCGUAGCAUUGGCACCAUUGAGGUAAAUGGACAGGUGGGCUUCCCCCCACAGGCCCUCAUGCCCAUCGUGCUUAUUGGCCUGGGCUCGAUUGUCGUUUUCAUCUCGUUCCUGGGCUGCUGCGGCGCGAUACGCGAAUCUGUGUGCAUGACCAUGAGCUAUGCCGUCUUCCUGUUGAUUCUGCUCAUCCUGCAGCUAACGAUUGUGGUGCUGCUGUACACGAACAAGGAUAAGUUUGAGGAUGCCAUGGGCAAGGUGAUCGAUCAGGCCUGGGAUUCGCGUGAGGCGCGUGAGGGUGGUGUCUUCGAUGCCAUACAGAAAUCGUUGAAAUGCUGCGGUCGUGCCUCGUCUGCUGAUUAUCUGAUCAAUCUGCAAACGCUGCCCGAAAGCUGCUGCGAGGGCAGCUGCCUGAACCCGGCCAACAUCUAUGGCGGAUGCCGCGCCAAGUUUGUGGACUUUAUGUCUGUCAGCACUGACAAUGCCAAAUAUGUGGCCAUUGGCCUGAUUGGAGGUGAGCUUGUUGGCUUCAUCUUUGCCUGCUGCCUGGCCAACAAUGUGCGCAACUAUAAGCGUCGGAAUGCAUACUAAGUGCAGCCACAAAAUACACACACACACACACACACACAUUCUCAUUUAAUCUUUAUCGUCGUUGAACGCACACACACCCACACCCACACACGAAACACUCGAAAGGAGCAGCAGCAGCUCUUUGAAGUAAACCAUUUGGGUUGAAAAUAAUUAAAUUAUUUGUCAAAAAGUAGACAUGGAAAAUGCUUAGUCUAAGGCGAUAAUGAAAACGCUUACACAAUUUUUAUAUAUGUAUAUCCUAUUCGCCUUUGUACAAUCCACACACACACAAACAACAUGUUGAACUUGAGCCGAGCGAAAACCAAGCGAAAAGAGAACACCAUUGAAGGCAAUUGAAACAUUUUUUGUUUUGUUUUUUGUUUUAACUGUUGAAAGAAGAAAGAAAAGCAAGAAAAAGCCCGCUCCAAAUGAAAUAUUAAUUAUCUUUAUAUAAAAGUUAUUAAAUAUACAACACAAUACAUACACACAUAUGUGUAUGUAUAUGUACACUGUUCCAUUCUAUUCAUA